Messenger RNA from Vespula vulgaris, 2920 nucleotides. RefSeq names its product paired mesoderm homeobox protein 2B-like. The coding region runs from base 1381 to 2328 and encodes 315 amino acids. NCBI's taxonomy places the organism in Eukaryota, Metazoa, Arthropoda, Insecta, Hymenoptera, Vespidae. The record is from RefSeq and is a predicted model, not a curated record. Gene Ontology annotation, biological process: regulation of transcription by RNA polymerase II. The transcript has 3 exons. Gene Ontology annotation, molecular function: RNA polymerase II transcription regulatory region sequence-specific DNA binding; DNA-binding transcription factor activity, RNA polymerase II-specific.
AAGAAAAAAAUAGAGAAGAAGACGAAACUUGGACCGAUUGGCCAGGGAAACGAUUCUAUACGUAGAAAGAAAGAAAGAAAGAAAGAGUGAGUAGAAAAUAUACGAGUCGGACGUUAUGCGGUCUUUCGAAUUGAUCGAAAAAUCAGGAGCACAGGAAGGCAUCAUCGAAUGAUAACGUUCUCUCUCUUUCUGCCUGUCUCUCUUUCUCUUUCCGUCUUUUAUCUGUAUGGUAGUCUCGCAGGAUGCGACGGAGGAUGGUGAUGGUAGAAGUAGUGGUAGUGGUAGUGGUGGUGGUGGUGGUGGUGAUGGUGGUGGUGGUGGUGGUGGUGGUGGUGGUGGUGGUGGUGGUGGUGGUAUUGGUGGGGAACAUAGUCGAGAGGACCGUAACUAAGGGGCGUGUUCGAGAAGGUCGAGGGUUGUUCCGGGGAUAGUUGGGAGGAUGAACGAAUGGGAAUGCUCGAAAGGUAGGUCCGAGGCCGGUGACCUUGCCAACGGUGUACCUCGAUAGGGGUGAACCCGCCCCUAGCGCAGCCCCUCCGCCGUUUAUCGAAUUAAGCUUAUCAUUUGAUUUUGAGGAGACCCACCAGUCAGUCGUCUCGGACGCUCUUAAACGGGCCGAAAAACUUCCUCCUAUCCGUGCUAUAAUCGCAAUAAUUUGAUAUCGUUGAUCCGAUUACGCGUCAUAACUUGGCGUCGAAGAGGAGAGAAGAGAGGAAGAGAGGAGAGGUGAGGCGAGGAGAGGAAGAAGAGGUCCGUUUUGCGCUCGUCGAAGCCAACAUCGAAGAGAUCGUUCUCCAGCCGUUUGCCCACGGCCUUAUACGAUAUCGCGUUAACCGACGAUUUAUCCGAUGUGAAAGGCACGCGCUCUGAUAUCUCGUACAUUACUUUGUGAAGGGGGUCGGGUUCAAGUACCGGGGGAAAAAGGAAAGGCUCUCACCCCCCUGGUUCUGCGGUUUACGUUCUACGUCGUCCUUGCCGUCGCAGGAGCGCGCCCGCGCCGAAAGGCGCGCUCCCUCGAGCUUCCUCCGUUCGACUUUUCCCGCGCAAUCGAACAAACAUUCUUCUUAUCUAAAGGAAGCUACGUUACGCGAUAUAUCUACGCUAAAGCAACGUACAGUGUGAGAUCGUUAUAAUAUCGUGAUCUAAUUUAUCGACGAUCUCGGAACAAUCGGAAUUCGAAGGGUAGAAUGGAAGAAAGGGUAGCAUUCGACGCGGUUACUUUUAUGGAUUGAAGAGGAAAGUGGUGCUCGUUUCGAGAGUCUCGAAGAUUUUUCCUGUCCUCGCAAAAGAGAGAGAGAGAGAGAGAGAGCAAGAGAGAAAGUGCGAGAUUCGUGAAUAUAAGAAACGAGAAAAGAUUGAAAAGAAUCAACGAAAACAACAAUGGAUUACUCGUAUUUGAAUCAAGCUGCGGCUGCCGCGGCCGCCGGCUUCGAAGCGUCCAGUUGCGCGUUGGCCGCGAGCGAGAUGCAAUGCGGUUACGGCGAUCUGAGCUCGUGCUCGCAAAUGAGCCAAGCGGCGUAUCGGUACACGGCUGCGAGAGCCGCCGGCUACUCGACGAAUGCCGGCUCGGCGAGCGGCGGUGGUAGCGCGGGUCCACUUGGGGCCCAUCAUGCCUCGCAUCCUCAUGCCCAUCCACAUCACGGGGCCCAUGCGACUCCGUGCUCCGUAAUGGCGGCCCGAUCGCAGGACGUUCAUCGGCACGCUGCCUCCAUCUUUCCUUCUGCGAUUAAUCUCCAAGGAGGAUUAGGAUACAAACCCUACACGGGACACGACGGUCUCGCGGAAAAGCGGAAACAACGGCGCAUACGGACGACGUUUACCUCGGCCCAACUUAAAGAAUUGGAGCGUGCCUUUCAAGAAACACAUUAUCCGGAUAUUUACACCAGAGAAGAAAUCGCUAUGAAAAUCGAUUUAACGGAAGCUAGAGUACAGGUAUGGUUCCAAAAUCGUCGUGCGAAAUUCCGAAAACAGGAAAGACUGGCCCAACAAAAGUCUUCGUCUCAAGGUGGAAUAGGUGGUGAUAGUGGUGCUUCAAGUCCGGUUGCUGGAAACGUCAAAGCCGAAGGACGUUCGCCAAGAAGUCCUGCGACACCGCCAGGUGGCUCGAACGGUAGUGUCUUACCAUCGAACGAGGUCAAGCCUGUCGCUAAUCCUAAUUUGGUUAAUGUGAAACAUACACCGGACGGUACCGGGGAAAAUAGCUCACCUAGCGCUCGUGCAAACAGUGGAGGUGGUACGUGGGGCUCAUGCAGUCCAAGACCUUUCUCCACGGCGUUACCUUCUUAUUUGUUGGAUCCGCUACCUUUGAAGACCGGAAAUCUUUAUUAAUUUCGUUUCCUUUAUAGAAGGUUACGGUAAGCCGACAAAUUCGUGUAAAUAUAAAGAGUAUCGUCUUAUCGGACUGGUUGCCGAGAUUUCGGUGUGAUAUGUAGAUACAAGUGUGGUCGUUGAAAUUCAAAUCCGGUGCUGCGACGAAGCGAUUAUUGCAUUCAUCUAAGAAUAAUUAUCAAAAUGCGUUGACACAGUACCGAUCGAAUCGAUUCGAAGAUAUUAAGAAAUGAUUGAAGAUUUUAGAAACACGUAAGUUAUUAAUGACCACCCUUGUAGCAACGAGUUCGAUUCGUUACCCUGUUAUAUCAGACUUUCGGGAACAUUGUUAAUAGUUAUUUUGUUUUCCGAAGUUCAUCGAUAUAUAACUCGAGGACGUUUAAAAAUGGUUGAUCGUUUUAUUUCAUGUUGUAAGUCCUUCUUUGGUCGAUGUAAAUCGAGAAUGAAAAGUGAGGGAAAAAAGUGUACUCGGUAAAAUAUGACUUUGGGAUAAGUUCGCACGUUAAAUUAAUAAUAAAUAUCCGCGUACUCGAUGACUGUCCACGAUAUUCGAUUAAUAGGUACAAAGUAAUGAUUAUUAAAUAAUUUGUUA